GGCAGUUUUGGACCGCCAUAUCGUUUAUAUCGUAUGUUAUCAAACAGUCUAAUUUUCUAAUUUAGUGUCCGAUAAAUCCGAAAACAUGGCUAUAGUUGAAGAUGAAGUUAGAAAUGGUUCUGAGGAAGAGAACGAAAUUGAAGUAGUCGUAGAUGAAGACGACGGUGACCAGGACUCUGAUGAUUCGGACGACGAGGAUGAUGAAGAGGCAUUGGAGAAAAAAGUAUCUGAUUUAGAGCAGCGAAUAGCAGAGAAUCCAUACAAUUACAAUGAUCACAUAGACUUAAUAAGAGCACUUUGGGGUCUGUCAGAGCUAGACAGGUGGAGGGCGGCCUUCGAUCGCUUACAAGAAAUGUCACUCUUGCGCCCUGAGCACUGGCUGUUGCGAUUACAAACAGAGGCAACCCUCGCUCACUCUCCCGAGGACCGUGAACGCCUCGCUGAUCUAUUUCAACAGGCAACACUUGAUUGUUACUCGAUCCAGAUCCUGACGGAGUGGUGUUCGUGGGCGCUGGGCGCGGACGAGGCGGGCGCGGCCCGCGCUCAGCUCGACGAGGUGCUCCGCCGCGCCGGCGCCGACCCGCUCUCCGGGAAGAUCUUCUGGGACGCGAGGCUCGAGCUCGAGAAGGCGAAGCUGGACACUAUGAGCGCUUCGGAUGAGGGUUACGGCGCGCAGCGUGAGCGAGUGCUGUGGGCUCUGGAGGAGGCGGUGUCGCGUCCGCUGCUGAGAGGAGAGGACGCCUGGCCCCAGCUGCAGCAGAUGGCGCUGGCCGUUCACGGCCAGGACUACGUCGACAAGGUAAAGAAACAACAUGAAGCAGCGGUUGAAUAUUUACAGAAAAUAACUCCAUAUGAAGACAAAUUACUAACUUUAGAAGAUCCAGAAGAGAAGAUUAAAGUUUAUCUUGAAUAUAUAGAAGAGAUAAAGGAUUUAUCGAAGGUGGAAAAGUAUGCUGAAUGUGACAGCGAUGGUAUACUUAGGGUGCUGUACGAGCGCGCGACGACGGAGUGCCCGUCGAGCGGCGAGGCGGGCCCGCUGCUGGCGGCGCUGGCGCGGCUGGCGCAGCGCCGCAGCUCGCGCGCCGGCGUGGCGCGGGCGCUGGCGCUGUGCACGCGCCGCUGCCCGCGCCGCGCCGCCUUCUGGCUGCUGCGCAUGCAGCACGCCGAGCGCGCCGCCGCCAGCUUCCACGAGGUGAAGUCGAUAUUCGAGACAGCGCUAUCGAAGGGCAUGGAGUCGUUCGCGCAGGCGGAGGCGCUGUGGCUGGGCUGGCUGGAGUACACGCGGCGCCGGACCUCCUUCGACGAUAGCUCGCAAGUGGAGCGACUGCGGGACACGUGCCGCCUCGCCUGGGACUCGCUGGCGCAGGCCUGGGGUGAAGAGGCGAAUGAUUGCGAAGUGCCUUUGUUUUGGGCACGACUUGAGUACAAGAGGAUAAAAGAACCUGCGCAGGGCAAAGAAAUUUUUGAAGAAAUUUUCAAAUAUGGUGAAAAUAAAACCCUGUCAAAAUAUUGGGAAGCACUUAUUCACCUGGAAAUGAGCCGUGACCCACCGGCUUCGGAACGCAAGCUCCGCGAUCUGCACCGGCGCGCGCUUCGCAGCGUCACCGACUACCCGCCGGCCGUGGCGCGCCUGUGGACGGACUACGAGCGCGACUACGGCGAGCUCGCCACCAGCGUCGAGUGCGCGCAGCUGUGCGAGGAAAAACUAAAGGAAUGGCGAGAAAGUUACCAGGCUAUGAAGGAGAAAAUGAUGGGACAGAAACAGAAAGGCAAACAAGCGGCGAACAAGAAGUCAAAAGUCGAUAACAAAAAUAAGAAGGAUGAAAAAUCGAAUAAAGGGAAGAGAAAAUCCGACUCAGGUCAAUCAUCUUCAGAGGCUAGUGACGUGAAGAAGAAAAAAGAUAACCAUAUGGAAGUAGACGUGCCAGACAAGGAGGGGGAUACCGGGGGAGGGGUUAAGAGGUCACAUGACGAAGUUGAUGAAACAGGGGCCGGGAGCAAGCGGCAACGGAAAGAUAAUUCAACAGAUACCGUCACUGCAGGGCGAGAGGCCUGCACCUUGUUUGUUAGCAACCUCGAAUUCAAAGUAAAUGAGCAAAACUUAAGAGAUAAAUUAUCAGAAUACGGCGAUAUUGUUUCGUUACGAGUGAAAGCCGGUGUGAAGGCGUUCGGCGGUUCCAUAUGUUACUGUCAAUAUAAAUCACCGGAAUCCGUAGAAAAAGCACUGAAGCACGACCGAACGCCAUUGGAUGGGAGACCGAUGUUCCUAUCUCGGUACUCUACUAAGAAAAGUAAACCCACAUUUAAGUACCCGCUGAUUGCUGAGAACAACAAACUCUUUGUCAAGAACCUACCUUACUCGCACUGCACUAAAGAUGCUCUCACUGAUAUCUUUGACAAGUUUGGCAAGUUGAAAGAUGUCAGGAUUGUGACGUUCAAGGACGGUAAACCAAAAGGGCUAGCCUACAUAGACUAUGAAGAUGAAAAUUCCGCAUCCGAAGCAAUUAAGAAUACGAAUGGCUUAAUGGUAGGCGAUAGGAAAAUAGAAGUAGCCAUAAGCGCCCCCCCACCGAAGCAGGAACCCUCCACGAGUACCUUAGGACUACCGAAAAGGGACACCGGGGGAGGAAUGCGAAGAACGCAACUCAGCAGUUUCAUUCCCAGAGUGUUGCAACAAGCGGCUUCAACGAGUAAGGCGAGCAAUGGAAACCAAAGCAACGGAGACACGAAGCGACCGCUGACGAACACCGACUUUAAAAACAUGCUCCUUAACAAAUAAGUGCUAUUAUUUAUAAGAUUACACUCAUUUUUCACUCGUAA
Melitaea cinxia (Glanville fritillary) is the source of this 2820-nucleotide messenger RNA. It is a transcript of the gene Rnp4F, whose product is annotated as squamous cell carcinoma antigen recognized by T-cells 3-like. The transcript has 18 exons. Gene Ontology annotation, biological process: mRNA splicing, via spliceosome. Lineage: Eukaryota; Metazoa; Arthropoda; Insecta; Lepidoptera; Nymphalidae. Bases 86 to 2779 code for a protein of 897 amino acids. The record is from RefSeq and is a predicted model, not a curated record. Gene Ontology annotation, cellular component: cytoplasm; ASAP complex; nucleoplasm. Gene Ontology annotation, molecular function: protein binding; RNA binding.